This is a messenger RNA of Orbicella faveolata, 2950 nucleotides long. RefSeq lists its product as uncharacterized. The record is from RefSeq and is a predicted model, not a curated record. Gene Ontology annotation, cellular component: plasma membrane; cell-cell junction. Gene Ontology annotation, molecular function: cell adhesion molecule binding. NCBI's taxonomy places the organism in Eukaryota, Metazoa, Cnidaria, Anthozoa, Scleractinia, Merulinidae. Gene Ontology annotation, biological process: cell-cell adhesion.
AAAAAACAUUUUCUUCGUGUUUCUAUCGAGUCACAGAAAAGCUGUGGAAACUUCUGCCUGCGCGCGGCUUGUGCUCUUACAAUGAGCAUUUCUCAGUAGUGUAGCAGCUUCUCAGUAGUGUAGCAGUGUCGUCAUUGCAGCAGCUGUUAUUGUUUUGGGGCUAGGGCGCAUUGUUUCUGUUGUUCGUUCUAUUGUCCUCUCAAUGGGUUUCAAGCCAUUCAUGUGAGACCUUACGAGAGCUGCUACAUCACCCAUUUCUCGUUAAUCCCACCUUCUGUCGUGUUUUGAUAACUGAAUAAAAACACGAAAAAGGCAUUGUUUCUCAAAUGGAGUUGAGUGUUGUGUCUUUAAGACAACGAUUAUGUUGACUUUAAACAAUUUCAUUUCAGCGUGGUCAUCAAGAGGAAUCGUAAACUCUGAUUUUUUACCUGGUCUAACUGAAAUUGUUACCAGUUUGUUCAUGGUUUAGUUUGAGUGGAAGGAAGAUGAUUGGCUUUUGGAAAACUGAAGAGCACUCGUCAAUUUUCAUGGUGCUUGUCAUUGCUUUAUGUUUUUUAAGAGGUUUGACUGCAUAGCUAACUUACAAUUCAUUUAGUACAGAAGACAGGGGUCUAAACCUAGUAAGAACUUCAGGGGACCCAGCAGUAAAAAUAAAUGUGCUGUUAUAUACCUGUGUUCCUGUGUCUUUUCUAGUCGUUUUGAAGGGAUUUGAAUGAAACGGAGGCGGUUUACAUUUCCUAAUAUUAUUGUAAUUAUGACGCUCUGAUUACGUCUCAAGUUUCGAUUAACGUGUAAAACUCCCAUCGGGGGAGAGAAGGAGAAAAGGGUCUUUUUUGCGGCCGUUAUGCAACCCGAGAAUCUCUCCCCUCGACGAGAGGUAAUAGUUAACGACGAUAAUAGAAGCUUGAGACGUAAUCGGAGCGUCAUAAUUACAAAGCGGCAGACGAGAAAAUAUUCGGAGAUAUAAACAGCCUUCGAUUCAUUCAAAUCUGUUCUAAACGGCUCAAAAAGACGCAGGAACACAGGCGUAUUCUGAAAACGAUCAACGAUAACCGUGGGUAGCCUAUCUCGAGGAAGCUGAACGAUGGCCAUGUAUCGGCAGAUCGCGGUUGGAAUUGGAACCAUGGAGAAUCAACGCCUGGAGAAAAACUUCCAGCUUCGUUUGCUGAAAUACCUCUUGUUUUGGUCUUUGUCGUUUUUCAUGAUUCAAGAUACCUCUUCUGCGACUGACAUGAAGUGUGAAAUAAAGUCAUCCUGCCCCUUGUCAGGGUGUCAGCACACAAAUCCCAUGAUAGUAGAUCCAGACUCCAACAUCACUCGCAAAUGCUCGAUCAGAACAGGAAUGCUGGCACAGGGAAUGACCUGGAAACAAGCCAGGCAAGCAGUCCAGAACAGUACUGGUUUAUCAGACUUGGUGUUGCUGCAAUCAAAUUCCGCAAAGGACAGCGGCAGUGUGUCAUGUUACUGUGCCAGCAUUAGCUUCACACGUAAACUGCAAGCUUGGACCUCAAGUACACCAAGGUUUUACGAUAAAGGCGUACCAAUCGAUUUAAAAUGCUUUUUCUCGGGAUGGCCUCUUCCCCGCGAGGUCCAAUGGUACAAGAACGGUGAAAUAAUAACGAACGGAACUGAAAGGAUUUAUCACUCAGAAGACAAGAAAUGGAAGAAAGGAGUGGAAACUCUCCGGAGCACACUUCAUCUUCCGCCGGGACGCGAGAAGCAGGAAGGAUUCUACAAGUGCAGUGCAAGAAACAGUAUUCCUGGCUGGAAGAGUGAAACCUUUAAAAUCCUUCAGAUGAUAUAUCAGUGUCCAUUACCAAAAGGCCCGACCAUUGAUUCGCUGGAGGUUCUCGCAGCCAAAUAUUCUAACGUCAACCUGUCAUGUUGGAUUGACUAUGAUCCUGGUUUUUUCUUAUGUUCAGGAGAGUGGUACUUAAAUGACAACCAGGCGCCCUUGGAGAGGGGUGAAAAGUACAAAAUAGUCGAGAAGAAAACACUAAGCAAAUGCAAGACAGAGUUCAUCCUCUCUAUUUCUAACGUUACGAAAAAUGACCGAGGAACCUACAGUUGCCACUGGCUCUGCGAUUUCAUAAACACCACAAAAGCUGCCAUUGACUUGAAAGUUUUUGAUAACCAGCCGACAGUUCAAGCAACAACUGAAAGUGCGACCACCUCGCCGAAAAAUGCUUUGCUUUCUUCUCCGCCUUCAGGAAUUCGCAGAGAGUGGCUCCUGCUGAUCGUGAUUUUAUCAGCCAGUAUCGGUGUGCUGUUCGUGUUAUGUGUUUGGUUUGUCGUGAAGAAAAAGAAGGCGUCUGCACUGUACACCAAAACGCGCAAUUCCAUUGCCUUGGAUCUAGCCGGUGGUUACUGAAGUAUCCAAAGUCUCGUUGAAGCUAAACUCCCUUUUAUGAGUAAGAUAAUAUAGAAAAAAGAGAAAACACUUAUAAACAAAAUUUCUAAACUUCUGUCAUUUUGUGAGUUCAGGGCAAGUUGUGCGAUCACUAAUAGCCAAUGACCGACGAUAAGGCGUGUAAUAUCUUAAGUCUUAUAAAACCAAAUUUAAGUCCAAAUCCUUGGUUUACAUUGCUUAGUCCGGAAGGGAUGUUUUGGUUUGGCUCGGUUGCUAAACGUUACCACGCAUCGAUUUCAUCGUGUUAAGCAAGCCCCCUUAAGCUGGAUUAUAUAACAGUUACCCAGUUUUCGCCGAACUUUAGGCAUUUUUCCGCAAGAUUUAGGAGGAUUCGAAGCUGAAAUCGCAUUCAUUUAAACGGCGCGCGCUGGCGCUUUCCACAAAUUUCAACUUGAUUUUGACUUUUGCAACGCGAAUUUUCAUUGGCUCAUCUGUUGUCAGGUGCGCGUUUUGAUUGGCUUGUAGAAAAGAUGAUUGUCCAGAGCGUGUAUUGAGAAAAUUUAUUUGGAUCAAUAAGUAAAUAAACACAAUUUCUCUUCA